Cynara cardunculus var. scolymus (artichoke) is the source of this 546-nucleotide messenger RNA. Its product is annotated as guanosine deaminase-like. The record is from RefSeq and is a predicted model, not a curated record. NCBI's taxonomy places the organism in Eukaryota, Viridiplantae, Streptophyta, Magnoliopsida, Asterales, Asteraceae. Gene Ontology annotation, biological process: purine nucleoside catabolic process. The transcript has 4 exons. The coding region runs from base 18 to 533 and encodes 171 amino acids. Gene Ontology annotation, molecular function: guanosine deaminase activity; zinc ion binding.
UCUCUCUCAAUUCUGACAUGGAGAAUGGGAAUCACCAAAUGGUUAUAGAGGAUAGAGACCACAAAUUCUUGACAAGAGCUGUUGAAGAAGCAUAUAAAGGAGUUGAAUGUGGAGAUGGACGACCAUUUGGUGCCCUUGUUGUUCACAAAGAUGAAGUUGUUGUGAGUUGCCAUAACAUGGUUCUAAAUUACACUGAUCCAACUGCACAUGCAGAAAUUACAGCAAUACGAGAGGCAUGUAAAAAGCUGAACCGAAUCGAGCUUUCUGAUUGUGAGAUGUAUUCUUCUUGUGAGCCUUGUCCUAUGUGCUUCGGCGCCAUUCAAAUUUCAAGGAUCAAGAGGCUCGUAUACGGAGCUAAAGCAGAAGCAUCGAUUGCAAGUGGAAUUCCGAUCGGCGAUUUUAUCUCAGAUGCAUUGAAAGGUACUGGUUUUCAUGAGAAGGCUAACUUCGAGAUCAAACAAGCAGAUGGUAAUGGAGCCAUGAUUGCUGAACAAGUCUUUGAAAGAACUAAAGCCAUGUUUCCCAAGCGUUGAUUCAUCUCUCAAA